This is a messenger RNA of Sesamum indicum (sesame), 3168 nucleotides long. Its product is annotated as Tetratricopeptide repeat (TPR)-like superfamily protein. Gene Ontology annotation, biological process: RNA modification. Gene Ontology annotation, molecular function: RNA binding; protein binding. NCBI's taxonomy places the organism in Eukaryota, Viridiplantae, Streptophyta, Magnoliopsida, Lamiales, Pedaliaceae. The record is from RefSeq and is a predicted model, not a curated record.
AUUGGGCUAGGCCCAUGUGGGUAUGGACUCUCUCUAUUGCUUGCCCCAGGUAACAAAGCAAGAAGAAGACAAGUAUUUUCGUGUUACAUGGCCACGAAUGCGGGCUCUGUACUCGGCAACCUUCUUGGCUCUGCUGCCACAAAUGUCGCCGGCCAGCGGCCCGACUCGCCGCUCUCCACGAGGGCGCUAACCACCACAAUCAUCAACCACGUCCGCCUCGGCCGCCUUGCAAAAGCAGUCUCCAUUCUCUUCUCGUCUGCAGUUCCUUUUCCUUUCUCUGUUUACGCACAUCUCUUCAGAAUUUGCGCGUCAAACAGAGCCAUCGUCGAGACCCGGAAGCUCGAAUCGCAUUUAGUAACAUUCACUCCGAAUCCACCUGUGUUCUUGCUCAACAGGGCCAUAGAGACUUACGGGAAAUGCAAUUGCUUGGAGGAUGCCAAGGAGUUGUUCGACGAAAUGCCGACGAGAGAUGGCGGGUCUUGGAACGCUAUGAUAACUGCAUAUUCGAGGAAUGGGCGUGCCGAAGAUGCAUUGGGUUUAUUUUCCAAGAUGAAUGCGGAGGGGGUGCUUGCUAGUGAGGUCACGUUUGCGAGUGUUCUUGGGGCUUGUGGAGAUGUCUUGGAGCUUUGGCUGUCAAGGCAGGUGCAUGGCCUUGUUCUGAAAUAUGGGUUUGUGGGAAAUGUUAUCCUGGAGAGCUCACUCGUGGAUGUGUAUGGGAAGUGUAGGCGGAUGAGUGAUGCGAGGAGGAUGUUUGAUGAGAUCGAGAGUCCAAAUGAUGUCUCUUGGAAUGUGAUAGUUAGGAGGUAUCUGGAGGCUGGCGAGGGAAAUGAGGCGGUGAACAUGUUUUCUAAAAUGAUAAGAAUGAGGGUGAGGCCAAUGAGUUUUACCGUGUCCAAUGCCAUUCUUGCUUGUUUGAGUUUUGGUGGAUUUAAAGAAGGUAUUCAAGUUCAUGGAUUUGGCAUUAAGGUGAAUGUGGAGGAGAAUGAAGUGGUCUCAAGUACUUUAAUCAGCAUGUAUGCCAAGUGUGGGGAUUUGGAGAGUGCCAGGAGGAUUUUUGACUUGCCUUGUUCCAAAAAUCUGAUCAGCUAUACCUGUAUGGUGUCAGCAUAUGCUAUGAGUGGGAGAAUGACUGAAGCGAGACAGUUGUUUGAUGACAUGCCAGAACGGACUGUGAUAUCUUGGAAUGUGAUGUUAGCAGGUUACACACGGUUCUUCGAGUGGGAUAAAGCGCUGGACUUUGUAAUAUUGAUGCGCAAAAGGACUAAAGAAAUUGAUCAUGUUACACUUGGGUUGAUCUUGAAUGUGUGUGCAGCAAUUCCAGAUUUGGAACUGGGGAAGCAAGUUCAUGGAUAUGCAUAUAGGCAUGGUUUCUACUCCAAUCUUUUUGUUGGGAAUGCACUUCUUGACAUGUAUGGAAAGUGUGGCAACUUGAUUAGUGCUAGAAUUUGGUUCUACGAGAUGAGCCAUUUGCGAGAUAAGGUUUCUUGGAAUGCUUUAUUGACUAGCUAUGCUCGUCAUGGGUUGAGUGAAGAAGCAAUGGUGAUUUUCUGGAAGAUGCUGGGAGAGACAAAGCCAAGUAAAUUUACCUUUGGAACACUUUUGGCUGCUUGUGCAAAUAUAUUUGCACUUGCACUAGGUAAACAAAUCCAUGCGUUUAUGAUCAGAAAUGGUUAUGAUAUUGAUAUUGUCAUCAGUGGAGCUUUAGUUGACAUGUACUCAAAAUGUCGCUGUAUUAUAUCUGCCAUGAAGGUUUUCAAUAAGGCUGCUUCAAGAGAUGUGAUUCUCUUUAAUUCGAUGAUUUUGGGUUGUUCACAUAAUGGGAUGGGUGGGAAGGUAGUUGAACUGUUUGAGACAAUGGAAAAGGAAGGCGUUAAGCCAGAUCAUGUCACCUUUCAAGCUGUCUUGCGUGCUUGUAUUUCUGAUGGUCGAGUUGAACUGGGUAGGCAGUAUUUUGAACUAAUAAGUAAAAGAUACUGUUUGAUGCCUCAGCUGGAGCAUUAUGAUUCCAUGAUUGAGCUAUAUGGUCAGUAUGGAUAUAUGGAUGAGCUUGAGGUUUUUAUGGAAAACAUGCCUUUCAAACCGACUGCUACUAUGUUGACAAAAGUAUUUGAUUUUAGUAGAAAGUAUAAGUGCGUCAGGCUAGGAGAGUGGGCAUCUGAUCGACUCAAUGAAUUAAAUCCCUUGGUUCCAUUCCGAUUUGAAAUUUGAUAACACCUAAUUAGUUGCAUGAGAUACCCACAACUAUAUACGACCGAUAUACUGAAUUGUCUGGUCAUCAGAUAGAAGCCCAAGCAAUUGGGGGUUUCUGGCUACAGUGGAUGUGGUGACUUCCGGCACCUGUCCUGUCAGUAGAGGUCUACAAAGAGAAGCAUAUAUGGAAAAGCUGUUAAGCUUCAUUUUGUUCAAUUUGAGAAACAGAGCAUAUAUGAAAAACUAUUUACUGGAAAGAUGGCACUGCCACCAAUGGGCUGGAUACUGCUAUUGGAUUUGGAGCUAAACCACAAUUCUUUAGCAGCUCCAUGAUUAACUAGGAGAUUUGUGAAGGAUCAUGGACCUCAUCAAUUUCGCGGGCCAUGUAAGCAUUCCAGGAACUUGAAUGAUUGGUGUUUUGUUCACAAUUUGGUACACAAGUCUAUAUCAAAAUUUCUUUACAAAGCCAUGCAGAAAGAUGCUAUUGGGAUGUAAAAAUUAAAGAUUCUCCAUGUACAGGAUACUAGCAGAAUUUGUCGCAAGCAGCUUCUCAGGUCAGGAGAAGCAAUCAGGCUCUAUAUUUGGGAUCGCAUACACAUGUCAUCGUAUGAAUAUACAAAAUCACUUCUCUGAUUUUGUAUUGGUUGCAUGCACAAGGGAGCUAAGGGCUGCUGUAGGCUUGGUGUCGAUGAAAACCUCUUCUUAUAGAUCUUUGAGAUUCGGAGACAUCAGAGUAGUAGUAAGAGGCGAGGAUUUUCGCUACCAAAAACGGGCCAAAGAAGAAAAGGAGAUGGGCCGAAAACGAUUCUGAACAAAGCGUCAGUUUUUCCUAUGUCAUUGUAUCCUGUUAUAUAUAAGUAGGAGAUAGAGUGAUACUCCCUGUAUGUGGAUCAGCAUUUCAUUCAUUCAUCCAUCCGUCCAAUCUGUAGGUGGAAAGGCUGCGAACAAAAAAGUUUGAAAUAUCCCUCAUAACACCAA